This is a messenger RNA of Paramecium sonneborni, 2666 nucleotides long. Lineage: Eukaryota; Ciliophora; Oligohymenophorea; Peniculida; Parameciidae. The record is from the annotation of a GenBank genome assembly.
AUGUAUCUAAAUAACUCAGAAUUUUAUAGUGGAAGUGGUUAUAAACAGUCAGGAUUUCUAAAAAAAUGGAAGGAGAAACUUUUGGUGUUUGAUCAAAAAUCUAAGGUAGUUAAUGAUGAAAUUUUAGAUUUUAUAAAUAUAAGAUGCUAAGAGUCAAACUCAAAAAUAAAUAGAUAUUUAAAAUUACAACAUUAAAAAGCUAGGAAAGUAUUAAGAGAAAUGGUCAUUAAAAUUAUCAACAGGAUCAAAUGAUUUGAAAUUGGGGUGGAAUAGUGAAAAAGAUUGUUAGCAAUGGAUUGAUUGUUUUACAGGUGAAUGGAAAAAAAAAUAAGAACACCUAAGAUUUUUAGAGGAGUUUGAUAAAUCUCAACCUGAAGUUGAACCAGUUAUAGAAAAAUAACCGUUAGUUUUUAGACCAAAACCAAGCUUAAUGUCUCGUGAUAAAAUAGAAAAUAUGAUUCCUCAUUUACCAUAAUUUAUUUAAGUAAAGAAAAAGAAUAAAUAAAUAGAAAGAUAUGGAGAUUUUAUUAUAAAAUACCCUAGAGCAUUUGGAUGGAUUUAGCGAUAUAUAAAAUUUUAAGCAAAUUUUAGAUUAAGAGAAUGCUAAAUUGUAUUAAGACCCAAACGAUAAUUUGCAUAUGAAAUUAGUUUAUUAUUCUAAAAUAGAACCUAGAAGAAUUUAUGAUGUAAAUAUGCAAAUAAUUUAUUAAAGGAACAUGUAAUGCCAUCCACAUAAAGUUGGUUACCUGAUGUAAUUAAGCAAUUUUAAGUAUUUCCAACUAAGAAAGGAUGUAGUUUGGUAUAUUUAGAAUUUGAGUUUAAAGAUUAUGAAAUUCGUAGAUAGCAUAGUAUUUAAGAUGAAGAAAUCUAAGAAUAAGAAGAAUAGAAUCCUUGUUAAUUUAAUUUAUCUCAUUCAUUAAAUUAAAAUGAAUAGGAGGAGAAAAAUAAAAUAAGAAUAGUUUUUACUUAAAAAGGAUUUGAGAAGGAUGGUAUCUAUUGUAUAUUUCGUAAAUAUACAGGAUAAGAAAUGUAUCAUGAUUAAAUUGAUAAGAACUUAGCAAAUUAAUUAGAUAAGUAUAAAAUUGUUAGAUCAGCUCUGGUUGUUUAGCCAUCAAAGUAAUAAAAUUGAUAUCAUUUAGCAAACAGGAAUUUAAAAGUUUACUAAUUGAAGAGAUCUAUGUAGAUUGUAAAGAUUAGGAUGCUGGUGAAAAAUUAUUAAAAAUCUUAUUGUUAAAUAUUACAUCUUCAGAUAGAAAUUUGAUACAAAUUCAAUAAGAAAUAUAAUUGAUUACAGAGAAUGUGGAAGUUAAGAACUUAGAACGAUUUGAAACAAUGUAGAUAUCAAUAAAAUUAACUGAAUCUGAGAUACAAAGGAUAACUUCUGAAUAACAUUAGAUUUAAUCAAAGGAAGAGUUUUAAAAAUUAAUUGAAAAGGUGGGGAAUGGAGAAUAUAUAUUAGAUGCAAUAACAUAGUAUUCAGAUUAACAAAUUAUUUCUGGUUUAGAAAAGUAACUACAGACUAAUGAUGAAGAAGGUCAUUUUUUAUAUACUAAAUUCUAUAGAGUAGAUACUAAUAAAGGAGGUUUAACUUAUCAUAAUGAAAAAUUAUUGAAAGAUUAAAGAUCUGUUCUAUUAAAUAUGAUUAAAAGAAUGGGAGCUAAUCUUAUUUAAGGAAAGUCUGUAAUGUCUGUAUCUUUGCCUAUAUAAAUAUUUGAAAGUAGAUCAUUUUUAGAGAGAAUGGCUAGAGCACAAGGACAUGCACCAUUAUUUUUAGAAUCUGCAGCAAAAUCUAAUGAUCCUUUUUUUCAAAUGAAAUAAACAAUUGCAUUUCAUAUGGCAAGUUUUAUGAUGGGAAUUUAGUAAGAAAAACCAUUCAAUCCAAUAAUAGGAGAAACAUUUUAAGGUAGAAUACUUGGAUGCCCAAUUUAUUUGGAGUAGACAUCUCAUCAUCCACCUAUUUCGAAUUAUAUUAUGUUUGGAAGAGAUUAUAAAUUAUAUGGAUCUUUUAGUCCUAUAGUUAAUAUGGGUUAUAAUAGUCUCUCAGGAGAAUAACAUGGUCAUUCCAUUGUACAUUUUCAAAAUACUAAUUUAAAAUUUUAUUACAUUAAUUAACCAUUUACAGUUUAUAAUAUUAUUACAGGAUAGAGAAAUGUUAAUUGUCAUAAACGUAGUUUUUGCUUUUAACCUGAGCUUUAAUUAUGUGCUGUGAUCUAAUUUAACCCUAAGGAUGAAAAUAAAAGCUUUUUUUCAAGAUAAAUCACUCCAAUUGAUCAUUUCUUGGGGAAGAUUUGCAAAGUAUCUCCUAUGUGUAUAUAACGAUGCAAAAUGGCACAUAAAACUGGAUCUGGAUUAAAUUUGAAACUAAAAAUUAAUAAAGAAGAAAUCCUAGAAACUUAUGAUUAAAUUAGUGGAAGAUGGACAUCUCAUUUAGACAUCAACAGCUAAAGAUUUUGGGAUAUUAAUAUACAUAGGUAUUUACUAUUAUUAAUCUACUUAAUGAUAGACCCUAUGUGUUAGAAUUGGAGUCAAGACCUUUGCCUUCAGAUUGCUUAUAUAGAUUAGAUUUAUUACUCAUGAAAAUGUAGGAUAUACAAAGAGCACAAGAAAUGAAAGAGAAAAUGGAAGUAGACUAAAGAAAGGAUCAAAAAUUAAGAUUAAAAAGAUGA